Molecule: messenger RNA, 417 nt
Organism: Ustilaginoidea virens
Lineage: Eukaryota; Fungi; Ascomycota; Sordariomycetes; Hypocreales; Clavicipitaceae
Exons: 1
Coding region: 1-417 (138 amino acids)
Source: RefSeq, a predicted model, not a curated record
AUGCACUGCAAUCAACUCAACCUGAUUGGCGUACUGAUGCUCUUGCCUGCCGUCCUGGCCAUCCCUCGAACGCCACCCAUCAACCAAUGGGUCCAGAGCUGUCGCCACAAUGAAGUCACUUGCUUCGACUGCAGAGACGUUGUCCUGAGUGCCCAAGGUAUAUUCCAGCCUGGCGCGGGCGAAAUGUUCAUAGCAGGCGCGUGCCAAGACUUGACCGCCUGCUCCUGCGCAAGAUCUGGUACAAAGACCGAAACGUGCAAAGAUUACGAUUACCUGGUUGAAGGUGGCUUGUGCAGACAUUUCGACAAGCAACGCGCCUUCUGCCAGAGCAAGGGUUACCCCGUUUUCGGGUCAAACUUCUGCCCCGAGAACGAAGCAGAUGGUAUCAUCACAGAUAUUGAUACAGAUUCGCCCUAG